Messenger RNA from Cannabis sativa, 2257 nucleotides. Its product is annotated as molybdopterin biosynthesis protein CNX1. The record is from RefSeq and is a predicted model, not a curated record. Bases 145 to 2145 code for a protein of 666 amino acids. Gene Ontology annotation, cellular component: cytosol; cytoplasm. Lineage: Eukaryota; Viridiplantae; Streptophyta; Magnoliopsida; Rosales; Cannabaceae. Gene Ontology annotation, molecular function: molybdopterin molybdotransferase activity. Gene Ontology annotation, biological process: molybdenum incorporation into molybdenum-molybdopterin complex; Mo-molybdopterin cofactor biosynthetic process. The transcript has 13 exons.
AAAAAAUAGUUUACCCAUAUUUAGAGAGUGAGCGCUCUGAAGUCUGAAGGGUAUUCCUACCAUCUCCUCUCCUCUGUCAGCCUCCUCUCCACAUUUUUCUUCUCUUAUUUUAUCUAUCCAAUCCCAGCGGGAAGGUCAUCAUCAAUGGAAGCUGACGAUGUUACCGGGAGGGGAGCCAAAACCUCCAUCGUUUCAGUCGAUGAGGCUCUGCAAAUGGUGCUGGGAGUUGCCCAGCGUCUGCCUCCGGUCAUCGUACCACUUUAUGAUGCGCUUGGCAAGGUCUUGGCUGAAGACGUUCGAGCUCCAGACCCUUUGCCUCCUUAUCCUGCGUCUAUUAAGGAUGGAUAUGCUGUUGUGGCUUCAGAUGGGCCGGGUGAGUACCCAGUGGUUGCUGAAGCUAGAGCUGGAAAUGAUGGACUUGGUGUGACUUUGACUUCAGGAACUGUUGCAUAUGUCACAACUGGAGGACCAAUACCUGAUGGAGCUGAUGCUGUUGUUCAAGUUGAAGACACUGAACAAAUUGAAGAGUCUUCACAUGAAUCCAAACGAGUCAGAAUAUUGGUACAAACAAGAAAAGGAACAGAUAUCCGCCCGGUGGGAUGUGACAUUGAAAAAGAUGCUGUAGUCUUAAAACAUGGAGAAAGACUUGGAGCCUCAGAAAUUGGCCUGCUUGCCACUGUUGGAGUAAUGAUGGUGAAGGUGUACCGGCCCCCAACUGUUGCUGUCCUUUCUACUGGAGACGAACUUGUAGAUCCAUCAACAAAGUGCUUAAGUCGUGGCCAGAUUAGGGAUUCAAAUCGAGCUAUGAUAUUGACAGCUGCAAAAGAGCAGCAGUGCAAAUUACUUGACCUGAAUAUCGUAAAAGAUGAUGAAGGUGAACUAGAGAGAGUUGUAGAUGGUGCAGUUUCUGCUGGUAUUGAUAUUCUCUUAACUUCUGGUGGUGUUUCCAUGGGAGACAAGGAUUUUGUGAAGCCACUUCUCAAAAAGAGAGGAACAGUGUAUUUCAGUAAGGUUAACAUGAAACCAGGAAAACCUUUGACAUUUGCUGAGAUCAUUGCUAAACCUGCAGCAGAUAGGCCAGAGAAAAAGAUUCUUGCAUUUGGUUUGCCGGGAAAUCCAGUGAGCAGUCUAGUCUGUUUCCAUCUCUUUGUGGUACCUGCCAUCCGCCGCCUUUCUGGAUGGGCAAAUCCUCAUCUUUUAAGAGUGCAGGCCCGUCUUUGUCAGCAUUUAAGUACAGACCCAGUCCGUCCAGAAUUUCAUCGUGCUAUUGUUAGGUGGGAGGUUGAUGAUGGAUCAGGCAAGGCUGGUUUUGUUGCUGAGAGUACUGGUCAUCAGACGAGCAGCCGGCUUUUGAGUAUGAAAUCUGCUAAUGCUUUACUGGAUUUACCAGCAACAGGAAGUGUGAUGCCUGCUGGUUCUUCUGUGUCAGCCAUCAUAUUUUCCGAUUUAAGCAGAGUUGCUAUUGGCAAAAAUCCUCCCACAUCCAAUCCAACUUCUACAUUGCAAGCAAAUGCCAAAAAAGAAAUAAGUACAAAUGAUUCUGAAUUCAGAUUAGCUAUUCUUACAGUUAGUGAUACUGUUGCAUCGGGGGCUGGACCAGAUAGAAGUGGUCCUAGAGCAGUUUCUGUUGUAAAUUCAUCAGCAGGAAAGUUAGGAGGAGCUAGAGUUGUUUUGACAGCUGCAGUACCUGAUGAUGUGAGCAAAAUCAAAGAUGUUCUGCAGAAAUGGAGUGAUAUUGAAAAAGUUGAUCUCAUCCUCACCCUUGGUGGCACUGGUUUCUCCCCUCGGGAUGUAACCCCUGAAGCAACUAAGCUGUGUAUUGAGAAAGAAACACCUGGACUCUUGUAUGUCAUGAUGCAAGAGAGCUUGAAGGUGACGCCAUCUGCUAUGCUGUCACGCUCAGCAGCUGGAAUAAGGGGAUCGACACUGAUCAUCAACAUGCCUGGGAAUCCAAACGCAGUUGGGGAGUGCAUGGAAGCUUUGUUACCUGCCCUUAAGCAUGCAUUAAAGCAGAUAAAGGGUGACAAGAGAGAGAAACAUCCUCGCCACGUUCCUCACGCAGAAGCCGCUUCUACGGAUGAAUGGGAGCGUAGUCAUAAAUUGGCCUCUGCUGACACUGGAAAAAACUCGUGCUCUUGUGGCUAAGGGUCCUCUGGGAUUAAAUGGUACAUGAAUUAAUUCAAGAUGUUAGCACAAAAAUUACUUGCAUUAAUAAUAAUAAUAAUAAUUUUCAGCUGGAGUACAUAUAUUCCAUAAA